Molecule: messenger RNA, 2278 nt
Organism: Mesocricetus auratus (golden hamster)
Lineage: Eukaryota; Metazoa; Chordata; Mammalia; Rodentia; Cricetidae
Gene: Slc36a2
Product: solute carrier family 36 member 2
Exons: 10
Coding region: 112-1557 (481 amino acids)
Biological process (GO): glycine transport; L-alanine transport; proton transmembrane transport
Cellular component (GO): vacuolar membrane
Molecular function (GO): L-alanine transmembrane transporter activity; L-proline transmembrane transporter activity; glycine transmembrane transporter activity
Source: RefSeq, a predicted model, not a curated record
GCCCAGCCAGAGCAAGCUCUGGGGCCAGAUCUACUGAGCCCAACUUGCACAUGCACCCACACCUCCCCAAUUGCCCGUCCCUACGCUGAGCUUGCCCUUUCUGAAGCCAUCAUGUCUGUGACCAAGAGUGCUGGGAGUCCCCAGGUAGCCGCCACUGUCAAGCUGGACCUUGUGUCAUCUCCUGAGAGUACCAAGAAGAUGCAGAGCCAGGAUCCCAGUGUCGCGAAUGAGAACUCUUCAGAGUCAUCGAAGAAGACCAAGGGCAUAACUGGGUUCCAGACAUUGGUUCAUCUGGUCAAAGGCAACAUGGGCACGGGGAUCCUGGGACUCCCCCUGGCUGUGAAGAACGCAGGCAUCUUGAUGGGCCCGCUCAGUUUGCUGGUGAUGGGCCUCAUUGCCUGCCACUGUAUGCACAUCCUGGUCAGGUGUGCCCAGCGCUUCUGUCACAGACUCAACAAGCCCUUCAUGGACUAUGGGGACACAGUGAUGCACGGACUGGAAGCCAGUCCCAAUGUCUGGCUGCGGAACCACGCCCACUGGGGGAGGUACAUCGUGAGUUUCUUCCUCAUUGUCACACAGCUGGGCUUCUGCUGUGUGUACAUUGUGUUUCUGGCAGACAAUUUAAAACAGGUAGUAGAAGCUGUUAAUGGCACAACCUUCAGCUGCUGCAACAAUGAGACUGUAGCUCUGAUGCCCACCAUGGACUCACGACUCUACAUGCUCACCUUCCUGCCCGUUCUGGGGCUUCUGGUCUUUAUUCGGAACCUCCGUGUCCUUACCAUCUUCUCCCUGUUGGCCAACAUCAGCAUGCUGGUCAGCCUAAUCAUCAUUGCCCAGUACAUCAUCCAGGGAAUUCCAGACCCUAGCCAGUUGCCACUGGUAGCAAGCUGGAAGACCUACCCUCUCUUCUUUGGAACAGCCAUUUUUUCAUUUGAAAGCAUCGGCGUGGUCCUGCCUCUGGAAAACAAGAUGAAGGAUGCCCGCCGCUUCCCAACCAUCCUGUCUCUGGGGAUGUCCAUCAUCACCACCCUGUACAUUGCCAUCGGGGCCUUAGGCUACCUGCGGUUUGGAGAUGACAUCAAAGCCAGCAUCACUCUUAACCUACCCAACUGCUGGCUGUACCAGUCAGUCAAGCUCCUGUAUGUUGUCGGCAUCCUGUGCACCUACGCCCUGCAGUUCUAUGUCCCUGCCGAAAUCAUCAUCCCCCUCGCUGUCUCCCAGGUGUCAAAGCGCUGGGCACUGCCCGUGGACCUGUCCAUCCGUCUCGCCAUGGUCUGUCUCACAUGCAUGCUGGCCAUCCUCAUCCCGCGCCUGGACCUGGUCCUCUCCCUGGUGGGCUCUGUGAGCAGCAGCGCUCUGGCCCUCAUCAUCCCGCCCCUGCUGGAGGUGACCACCUACUACUCGGAGGGCUUGAGCCCCCUGACCAUCACCAAGGAUGCCUUCAUCAGCAUCUUGGGCUUCGUGGGCUUCGUGGUGGGGACCUACCAGGCCUUGGAUGAGCUGAUUGAGUCUGGGAACUCUCUCCCCUUGUCCAACUCCACCAUGUUUAUUCAGUGACAGAGCUUCCCCUCACUCACGGUGACUUACAUAGUUUCACUUCACCUUUUCUCUGGUGCAAGACGUUGGUCAUUCUCUAGUUUUCCACACAGUGGGGAGCUUUAGAUCCCACCCUCAUUUUUUGGUCAUUUCGUACUUUGAGUGGAGCUAUACAAAAAGCAGCCACUAGGGGGCGGCAAGGGCCAGUUUUUGGCAGAAGGUGUUCUGCCUGCUCAUUCUUUGGUAAACAGAUCACAUCCUUUUCCUGUGGGUGCAAGACAAGGGGACCUAGGUGAGUCACAAUGCUCAGGUAAAGAGUCACCAUCAGUGUUACAGAUAAGGGCGUGAACUUUCUAAGUCCCUAAAGUUUUUGCCCAACUCAGAAAUCCAUCAGUGAAUAAGAAAAAAGCAGGGCCAAGCCAAUGAGCCAAGGGCAGGAGGCAGCAGACACAGACAUCACUGGAGGAGGCUAUUUCUGAAUUCUUGCAAUGAACAUCCUCGAUUACCUACUGGACACCAGACAUAAUACCCAGUUCUUACAUGAUAGUCUGGGUAAAAGUGUUAUAAAUACCCUGUGGCAAUGUGAUGGUGCAGCUCCAGCUACCAAAUGGAGGAGUCUACAUGUUACCCUUUGAGUCUUGACCUUGUAACUUGCUUUGGCCAACAGUAAAUGUAAAUGUGAUAUAAAUGGAGAUUUGAUGACGGCUUCUACCCUGAGGCUGCCAUCUCUUUCUGCCCCGUG